AUGAAGCGCAAGCUGUCGGAUUCCGGCCUGGAAAAUGAGCAUCCGGCCGUCUCAACCCCGAAGAGACCACGGACGGCUCUCCAGCAGGCGAAUGGCGCCCUUAACGGCCAACACCCUCCUCCGAACGACGAUGACACCUACGAACUGCCUCCUGUGCCGAAUGGCCAAUCGACACCCAAGAAGACAAAUGGUGUCGCCGCAACUCCGCUCAGGGAAUCGGGAUUGAGGACGCCGUCACAGAAGUCGAAAGCCCGGUCACUUUUUGCUACGCCCACGAAGCCCAAAUCCACGACAGCUGCGACUCCGUCCCGCAUCAAGAAUGCAGAUCGAUCGGCGAAGAAGAAAAGUGCGCGCGUUUUAUUCGAACAGGAUGAAGAUGGCGAGUGGGAUGGAUCGGAACAACUGGCGGCGGAGAUUCUCCAAGAUGAUGAGCCGCAAGUCGACAAGGCCGGCGACACAGUCAUGGAGACGGUUGAGGCCGAUGGCGCGGAGAAGCCAGCAGGGACAGAAGCGAAAGCCCCCAAGCGCCGAGCGGGUCGACCGAAAGGAGCAAGGAAUAAGCGAUCUCCGACCCCAGAAGGCGAGCUGCCGGCGCAUGAGCGCUAUUUCUUCCAGAACCGUGCUGGAACGACCAAGACAUCCAACACAACCUUGAACAAGGUCCCGCUGUUGACACAUGAGGAGUAUUUCGAGAAAUUGGGUCAAUUUGUCGAUCCUUGCAAGGACGAGAAGGAAUAUUUGCUGUCGUUGCACCACCGAUCAUUCCCGCAGUGGUACUUUGAGCUGGAGCAAGGGUUCAAUAUCUGUCUAUUUGGUUACGGAUCGAAGCGCAGACUGGUCCAGCAGUUUGCCGACUGGCUGUAUCAUCGAUCCGCACCAGGGAGCCCGCCAUCUAUAAUUAUCGUAAAUGGUUAUACACCCGGUAUCUCCAUUCGAUCGAUUUUCGCUACCAUCGCCUCUGCGAUUUUGGGCGAUGAACUACCCUCCAAGCUGGGUGCGCAGCCGACGGAGGUGCUCGAACUUUUACAAUCAGCGUUAAAGGCUCGACCGAACCUCGCGCCCAUCACAGUCCUUAUCAACUCUGUCGAUGCGCCGCCUCUCCGACGUGCUGCCAACCAAGCCCUUCUCAGUCGUCUCGCUGCUACACCGCGUAUCCGACUUCUUCUUACGGCUGAUACCCCCAAUUUCCCCGUCAUGUGGGACAUCAGUGUACGGGACCAUCUGAACCUGGUGUUCCAUGACAGUACUACCUUUUUCCCCUUUGCCGUCGAGGCAGACGUUGUGGAAGAAGUCCACGAACUACUUGGUCGGAAGGGCCGUCGCAUUGGUGGCAAAGAGGGUGUGGGCUUCGUUCUGAAGAGUCUUCCAGAGAAUGCUCGCAACCUCUACCGACUCCUGCUGACAGAAGUGAUUACUGUGAUGGACGACGGCCACCAGUCCGACGACGAGGGAACCGGCGACGGUUCUGGCGGUAAGGCGGGCGAAGAGAAUGGCAUUGAGUUCCGCCUGCUGUACCAAAAGGCAACGGAGGAGUUCAUUGCAUCUUCCGAGAUGAUGUUCCGCACCUUGCUGAAGGAAUUCCACGACCAUCAAAUGAUCACUUCGCGAAUGGAUCCCAGCGGUAUGGAAAUCCUCGGCGUACCACUGUCUCGCGACGAAAUGGAAGGUGUGCUGGAGGACCUGGUGCUGGGAUAA
Messenger RNA from Penicillium argentinense, 1695 nucleotides. Its product is annotated as origin recognition complex subunit 2. The transcript has a single exon. NCBI's taxonomy places the organism in Eukaryota, Fungi, Ascomycota, Eurotiomycetes, Eurotiales, Aspergillaceae. Gene Ontology annotation, biological process: DNA replication. The record is from RefSeq and is a predicted model, not a curated record. Bases 1 to 1695 code for a protein of 564 amino acids. Gene Ontology annotation, cellular component: nucleus; nuclear origin of replication recognition complex. Gene Ontology annotation, molecular function: DNA replication origin binding.